CUUGCAAAUUAGCCGGGGGCGCGCUGAGCUAUCGGCUAAACUGCUAACGGAACAGGGAAAAGGAAGAUCAGACAUUUCCUACACAGUAAAACAGAGUAAUCUGCACAAGUGCAAAAAUAAUUUGAUCUUAUUUUACCACACACGCCAAAGAUCUCCCCAUCCCUGAUGAACAUGUUCAGUGUGCUGUAAUAUAAUCAAAUCCCCACUGCACAGUCUAGGCACCAUUGAUUUCUUUCAACACUUCAAAAUGGAAACAGAAGCAGAGGUUAUCCCUAUUUGGCAAAAUAAACCGCAUGGAUCAACCCGUAGCGUGGUGAGACGAAUCGGCUCUACACUGCCUCUUAAACCAUGUCCCAGAGCAUGUUUCCAGGAACUCCCAGGCCUUCCUUCAAUGCGUUCAAUCGAUGGUCCACUUGUGCCUACACUAGCAGACAUUGCCUGGAUUGCAGAUGAUGAAGAGGAGACCUAUGCGAGAGUCCGGAGUGACACUCGUCCACUGAGGCAUGAGUGGAGGCCUACGCCACUGCUGGUAAUGCACAGAAACUCAUCUGUGCCCAACUUCAGAAGAGAAGGCCGACGCGUAGAGGGAUUGAGGAAACCAGGAGUGACUGCUCUGAACCGCACCACAGCAUUACAGGAUGAGCUGAGUCGACUCAGAGCGCAGAUCGCCAAGAUCGUCGCUGCAGAUUCAGAUUCGAACCCCAUCACCCCUGAUCUGCUGUCCCCUGAUGACACUAGCAUGGGCUUCUCCAUGGCUCCAUUUGAGACUGCUGCUUACCAGGCUCCUCCCACGGCCUCUUUUGUCAUCAGUGAUGUCACAGAGGAGGAGGAGGAGGAAGAGGAAGAGGACAGAGAGGAAGAGGAGGAGGUGUCUGAACUGGUGCCUGAUCCAAUGCCUCCAGUGUCCAUGACGGCAUCUGCCACAUUUGAUCUUGAUCGCCCUACGAUGGACUUCCGGGAGCCUGAAGAGGACACUGUAUCCCUGUCCAAAUCAACAAGCUUUGCUGAUGUCAUGGACAUGCUGAAAGACAUGAACCGCUUGAAGAUGAGCAAGGACAGAUAUAAUCGUGGAUGCACUUCACUAAGGGAGGAAGAUUCUGCCUCUCUAAUAUCUGAAGCACUGAGGAAAAAAUUUGUCCUGAAAGAUGACGACAUCAGCAUGAGGAAAUAAUCUAGAAUCCAAACCCUCUGCAGACUCUCCAUGCCUGUGCCUGUGGACUGUUGCGAUGGAAACCCCAUAAAGCCUCUGAAUAGAUGGAGAUAUUCUGCAUUCUUCAGCGCUCCCACACUGGUGGUGACAUGGCUGGAAGGAAAAGAUGAAGCUCUCUUUAACACACACACACACACACACAAACACACACAAUCACAAACGCAUACACACCCACACCAACAUGUGUGUGUGUGCGUGAAUAAGGGUCCAUAAAGAUAGCCUUUAUACACAGCGGAUCACUCAACCUCCAAUUCUGCAAAAAAAUCCAGCACUACUUCCCAAAUCCUUUAAUAAUCCAAAUUUCACGCCAAACUAUUCAAGCCACGAAACCAUAGAAGAUUCCUGGAAGAGCCCAGAUUUGUAGACGUGUAGUUUGAAGCUGUAUCUCUUGCCUUACACGUUCCCUCAUUCUCAACCCUGUUAUACUUGAAGCCGUUAUGACGAGUGAUCUGAUGAUAUGCUAACACACUGACUUUCCAUUUUCAGAUGAAACGAGAUGACGUUCUUGUUUGCGUGUGUACAUGUGCACCAUAGACUUCAAGAUUACAUUCACUUGUAAUUAGCGCUCUGUGAUGUUCCCAUUUUGAAGCGUGUAUAUUUUGCCAGAAGACUGAUGUGGUACUGUUACAUGAGUUUGAGUUUAUAACGUGUGUGUGGUUUUCCUUUAGCAAGUACAUUGAGAGAGCUAUUUUUGUUUUGUUUUAUAUUGCGUGUGUCAGACAGGUUGUAAGUGUUUGUGUACGUCUGAAUAGCAUGUGUGAUGUGAUGCUGGAUGUGAGCCAGGUUUGCGAACGCCUCAUGUUUUAUAUGAUGAUGAAGGAUGCUUUAUUUUUCUCACUUUGCAAUGUGUAACAAGCAGUUGUUUUAAACCAUACACAGCUUUUGUGCCAUGAAUACUCAUAAGUGGGAAUCAAACCCAAAAUGUGCUUUCACACUCUUGUUUGGACCUGCUUGCAGCCUUUUCUUACCUGUCUGAAAUGAUGUGUUACUCCACAGUAAUCUAGCUUUGUUAAAAUGCUUACUAUUUAGUUCUCUUCAUCAUUUGUUUCAGAGCCACAGCUACCAAUAAUUCAUGCAUUAGUUUACAGUAUAACUAUUUUCAUAUCAGAGUUCUAUUCGUAUAUGAAUCUGAUUAAAGUCAUCAUUAAUGAUAAUAGAGCUGUAAUUGAAACUUGUAUCAUGCACUGAACAUACUAGCAUAUGUUCCUGUACCCGUCAGAGUAACGGGUAAACGCGUGUGCGAGAUUCUGAAUGCCGAGUUUCAUUUCUUGGCUGAACCACGGUAAACACUUCAAAUUUGCUUUCAUGCAGGCCAGCGUUGGCGGUUUCAUGGUCUCUUUUAGAGGACCGAAUCUUGUGUAAUUGCGUGUUUGCCGUUUGUCAAAUAAGGGAAUUCUGUCUGUAUGUUAUAUGUGCGUAAGACAGGAAAACAAUAAAUGGUUAAAGUCAUUAUA
Danio aesculapii is the source of this 2664-nucleotide messenger RNA. It is a transcript of the gene mtfr1l, whose product is annotated as mitochondrial fission regulator 1-like. Gene Ontology annotation, cellular component: mitochondrion. The transcript has 8 exons. The record is from RefSeq and is a predicted model, not a curated record. Gene Ontology annotation, biological process: mitochondrial fission; aerobic respiration. NCBI's taxonomy places the organism in Eukaryota, Metazoa, Chordata, Actinopteri, Cypriniformes, Danionidae. The coding region runs from base 248 to 1171 and encodes 307 amino acids.